AUGGCAAUAGAUAGCACUUUGAAAAUCGAUGAAGUAAUUCGACAGACAUUUCUAUUUUUCUCGCUAUGUGGCUCCGACUCUCUCCCAGUUGAAGCAGCUGUUAACUUUGUCAAAGUUCGCUCUUCGGGACAGACCGAAGAAUUAAUCAGGGCAAAGAUCUUAAAAUCCUCCUUGAUUACGUGUUUGUACAGUGAAGAUGGAGCAUCCGACUAUGUAAGAAUGCAUAACGUUGUUUAUAAAAUUCUCAGGAAAAUGUCCACGUUAGAUUUUGACAUCACAGAGAAACUUCAGUGCAUAUCUGUAGCGAUUCAGGUUUUUCACUCUCUCAUUGAGUCGAAGCAUUAUCGUUUGCAUGAAAGUGGGCACGUGUACUUAAUGUUACGUAGGAUUACCACCCACUGCAAAGCGCUUUAUGAAAUUCUUACUGACAAUUUUACUGCAAAAGAUGUUUUGGAGUUAGCACCCUUUAUCACUCCUGACAAGGUCAUUUCGUGGCUUUGUUUAACUGCCUAUGUAUGUCUUGGCCUUAGCAAUCCAUCAAAUGCAAUUCUCUUUUCCACGUCAGCCUGCGACUUUGCUCAAUAUGCAAGUAACACAAGAGAGGGCGACUUAAUGAAAGCAGAUGUCUUUACUGCCCACGGGUCAACAUUAUCAAUGAUAUGCCAGCAUAAAUCAUCAAUAUCAUACCAUGAAGAGGCUAGCAAAGUUUAUGAAGCAAUUUGCGGUGGACAUCAUUACAAAGUAGCACAAACUUAUCAAAACUUUGGAAUUGUUUAUAACCAUCUUGGACAGUACGAUGAAGCAAAAGAAUACUACGAGAAGGCACUGAUCAUCAGCAAAAAGAUUUUCGGCGAAGAACAUGCCAUUGUAGCAGCAAGCUACAACAACUUGGGAAAUGUCCAUGUAGAUCUUGGACAGUACAAUGAAGCAAAACAAUACCACGAGAGGGCACUGAUCAUCAGCAAAAAGACUUUCGGCGAAGAACAUGCCAAUUACAAUGAAGCAAGACAAUACUACGAGAAGGCACUGAUCAUAGGCAAAAAGAUUUUCGAUGAGGAACAUGCCGAUGUAGCAACCAGCUGUAACAAUUUGGGAAGUGUUCAUGUACAUCUUGGACAGUAUAAUGAAGUAGAAGAAUACCACGAGAAGGCACUGAUCAUCAGGAAAAAGAUUUUCGGUGAGGAACAUGCCGAUGUAGCAGCCAGCUAUGACAACUUGAGAAGUGUUCAUGGAAAUCUUGGACAGUACAAUGAAGCGAAAGAAUACCACGAGAAGGGACUGAUUAUCAGGGAAAGGAUUUUCGGCGAGGAUCAUGCGGAUGUAGCAGCCAGCUAUAACAACUUGGGAAAGGCGCAUAGAGAUCUUGGACAAUACAAUGAAGCCAAGCAGUACCUCGAGAAGGCACUGAUCAUCAGGAAGAAGUUUUUCGGCGAGGAACAUGCUGAUGUAGCAGCAAGCUAUAACAACUUGGGAAGUGUUCAUGAAGAACUUGGACUGUACAAUGAAGCAAAACAAUACUACGAGAAGGCGUUGAUCAUCAGGAAAAAGAUUUUCGGCGAGGAACAUGCCUAUGUAGCAGCCAGCUAUGACAACUUAGGAUGUGCUCAUAACGUUUUUGGAAAGUACUAUGAAACAAAACAAUACCACGAGAAGGCACUGAUCAUAAGGAAAAAAACCUUCGGUGAGGAACAUGCCGAUGUAGCAGCCAGCUACAACAACUUGGGAACUGUUCAUGCCGAUCUUGGACAGUACAAUAAAGCAAACGAAUACCACGAGAAGGCACUGAUCAUCAAGAAAAAGAUUUUCGGUGAGGAACAUGCCGAUGUAGCAGGCAGCUAUAACAACUUGGGAACUGUUCAUGCAGAUCUUGGACAGUACAGUGAAGCAAAAGAAUACCACGAGAAGGCACUGAUCAUCAAGAAAGAGAUUUUCGGUGAGGAACAUGCCGAUGUAGCAGCGAACUAUAACAACUUGGGAAGUGUUCAUGGAAAUCUUGGACACAAAAAGACUUUCGGCGAAGAACAUGCCAAUGUAGCAGCCAGUUAUGACAACUUGGGAAGUGUUCAUGGAAAUCUUGGACAGUACAAUGAAGCGAAAGAAUACCGCGAGAAGGGACUGAUUAUCAGGAAAAGGAUUUUCGGCGAGGAACAUGCCGAUGUAGCAGCCAGCUAUAACAACUUGGGAAAGGCGCAUAGACAUCUUGGACAAUACAAUGAAGCCAAGCAAUACCUCGAGAAGGCACUGAUUAUAAGGAAAACAAUUUUCGGUGAGGAGCACGCCGAUGUAGCAGCAAGCUAUAACAACUAG
This is a messenger RNA of Orbicella faveolata, 2307 nucleotides long. RefSeq lists its product as uncharacterized. NCBI's taxonomy places the organism in Eukaryota, Metazoa, Cnidaria, Anthozoa, Scleractinia, Merulinidae. The record is from RefSeq and is a predicted model, not a curated record.